AUGGCCUCGAACACAGCUAAGACCAUGAGGGAGGAAGCCAUAUGCCCCAUCUGCUUGGAGCUGGUGACUGAGCCCGUGAUGAUAGACUGUGGGCACAUCUACUGCCAUUCUUGCAUGAUGCGAAAUAUUGAGAACAAGCAAAAGCAGUCACCAUCACAGGGAAACCUCCAGCAGUCACCAUCACAGGAAAACUUCCACUGUCCUGUAUGUAGGGCAGAGUUUCAAAGGGAGAGCAUCCGGCCCAGUAAGCAACUAGAAAGCAUCAUUGGCACCAUUAGGAAGAUGGAGCAGGAACACUUGUGUGAGGAACACGGAGAGAAGCUCAGCCUGUUCUGUGAAGAUGAUGAUCAGCUCAUCUGCUGGCGCUGUGAGCGGACACCAGAGCACAGAGGGCACACCACGGUCCUUGCUGAAGAUGCCUGUCAAAGCCACAAGGAAGUCUUCCAGAAAAUUUUGACAUCCCUGAGGAAACUCGAAGACCAAAAUAAAGAAUGGCAACAGAACAGAAGAGAGCAAAUGAGAAAAUUUCAGUCUGAAAUACUGGACACAAAAGAAUUUAGCCAGUUUGUCUUUAAGGAAAUUCACCAUGUCCUACGUGUGGAGGAAGAUGUGUAUCUACGGAAACUGGAGAAAGAAAAAGAGAAAAUACUAAAGAGACUGCAGGACAGUGAAGCCCAGAUAGAGAAGCAAAGCCAGGAACUGAACAAACACAUGCUGGAGCUGGAGAGGAAAUGUCAGGGCUCAGCCCAGGAGUUACUGCAGGAUGUGAGAGACACUUUGGACAGGAUUUCUACUAUGAAGUUAAAUGCACCAGAGGACGUCUCAUGGCAUAUUCAGACUCUGCCUGAUCCUGAUUGCAUUUUCUGUGAAUUUACAAAAUUGGCUGAAACUUAUAAUGCUAAGAUUACUCUAGAUCCAGAUACGGCUCACAAUGACCUACUUGUGAAUGAGGAUGAAAACAAGGUGACCGGUGGAUCCCCCCAGGUGAAGCAUGAGACUCCUGCUAGGUUUAGAGAUUUACCCUGUGUCCUGGGGUGUGAGGUCUUCAACUCAGGAAAACAUUACUUUAAAGUGGAUAAUAUAACAGGCACUGAAUGGGAUGUAGGAGUGUGUCUGGAAAAUGUGCCAAGGGACAAUGACAAGACACGGGAUCCUGAGACUGGAUUCUGGGCCAUCAGACGCUGCCGACAGAGGGGCUAUGUAGCCCUUACAUCUCCCCUAACUUCACUUUGUCUGGAGGAGGAGAUUAGGUGUCUAAGGGUUUUCCUGGACUAUGAGGCCGGACUUGUCUCCUUUUACAACUCAGAUACAAGCUCCCACAUCUUCACCUUCCCACAGGCCUCUUUCUCUGGGCCUAUCAGGCCUUAUUUCCGUAUUGGUGAAGAUUCUCAUUUGUGUAUUGAUGACCCAGAUUUGUAAGAAAUUUGUAAGAAAAAGGUUUUGUAAGAUUUGUAAGGAAAAACACAGUAUCCUUAUUCUUGUAUCCAGUUUAUAGAAAUAGGGUUUAAAUUCUGUGAGGGUAGAAAUUUUGGCUGCUUUCUUCACUAUUUGCUAUAACCUAGAAUGAUGUCAAGCUUUAGUAAAUACCUAAUAGAUUUGCAUUGAAUGAAGGGAUAUAAAGACUCUAAAACAAGUACCACAGAUGAGGAACCUGCUUCACAGGGAAGUUACUUAAUUACAAAGACCAUACACUGUCCUACUGAUCUCUCAUCAGUGAGUUCAGUUUUAUGAAAUAAAUACUGGACCUAGGUAAAUUACCACCAGUUAUUUCUUCUUAUGAAAGAAAAGCCUUUCUGUGGAACAUGAAAAUGAUGAAACAAGGAGGGUAACGGCUGUACAUGAUAACCUUUUAGUGUCGGUAUUGCAAACCAUAAUGUUCUAAAGCUCUAAAGCAGAGAGAGAGAGAGAGAGAGAGAGAGAGAGAGAGAGAGAGAGAGAGGGAAAGGAAAAGAGAAAGAGAGAUGGAUACAGACAAGACACAGAUACAGACCCAGACAGGCAGGGAGAGAAACAGAGAAGAAAAGUAAAAGUGUCUACU
This is a messenger RNA of Sorex araneus (European shrew), 2038 nucleotides long. Its product is annotated as E3 ubiquitin-protein ligase TRIM38-like. The transcript is spliced from 6 exons. The record is from RefSeq and is a predicted model, not a curated record. Lineage: Eukaryota; Metazoa; Chordata; Mammalia; Eulipotyphla; Soricidae. Bases 1 to 1419 code for a protein of 472 amino acids. Gene Ontology annotation, molecular function: protein binding; zinc ion binding.